GUCGUAUUUGCUCUGAGGCUUGUAACUAGCAAACUCUAUUUACUGUAUCAACGUUAGGCAGGCUAGAAUAUCUCAAGACCGUCAAGACCGUCAAGACCGUCAAGAUCAACGACAAUGGCCUCAAGACCCACCGUUACCGUCCAAUCCGUCUCCGGAGAGGCCUCAACCUCCCUUCCCCUUCCUGCCGUCCUCACAGCUCCCAUCAGGCUUGAUGUAGUCGCCCAGGUUCACAAGAGCAUGGCCAAGAACAGGCGUCAGGCUUACGCUGUCAGCGAGAAGGCUGGCCAUCAGACUUCCGCUGAGUCCUGGGGUACUGGUCGCGCUGUUGCGCGUAUUCCUCGUGUCGGUGGUGGUGGUACCCACCGUUCUGGCCAGGCUGCCUUUGGAAACAUGUGCCGUGGCGGUCGCAUGUUCGCCCCCACCAAGACUUGGCGCAAAUGGCACGUCAAGGUCAACCAAAACCAGCGCCGCUUCGCUACCGUCUCCGCACUCGCAGCUUCCGCGCUCCCAUCCCUUGUUCUCGCCCGCGGUCACCGUAUCGAGCAAAUCGCCGAGGUUCCUCUUGUCGUUGAUAACGCAGCUGAGUCCUUCAAGAAAACAAAGGAGGCUAUAACUCUCCUCAAGGCCCUGAAUGCAUACACGGAUGUCACCAAGGUGUCCAACUCGCGCAAACUCCGUGCAGGAAAGGGCAAGAUGCGCAACCGCCGCUACCGUCAACGUCGUGGCCCUCUUGUCGUUUUCAAGGACGACAACGGCAUCGUCCAGGCCUUCCGUAACUUGCCUGGUGUCGAACUCGUCAACGUCCAAAGGUUGAACCUUCUCCAACUCGCUCCUGGUGGACACAUUGGCCGCUUCGUCAUCUGGACAGAGGGCGCCUUCAGCCUCCUUGAUGAGGUGUUCGGCACCUUCGACAAAGCCUCCUCGUACAAGAAGGACUACCUCCUUCCCACUGCUAAGAUCUCUAACCCCGACGUUACUCGUCUCAUCAACAGCACUGAGAUUCAAUCUGUUGUUCGCCCUGCAGGCCCAAGGGUCCAGAAGCGCCCAUGGACGCAGAAGAAGAACCCCCUCGUCAACAAGGGCGUUCUCUUCCGCAUGAACCCUUACGCCAAGACCCUCCGCAGACAAGAGUUGCGUAUGUAUCUUAUAUACCUUUCAUUUAAUCAAAUUGAUCACUCAUGUAUUACGUUGGUGUGUUAUAGUCAAACAGGAGCGUGUCAAGGCACAAAAAGACAAGAAAGGAAAGAAGGCCAAGGGCUCCUCUGCUGGAGAGGCUUUCCUCAACACGUUGUUCGCUCCUUGAGUGUGUUGAAGUUAUGGUUACCUACAUCUACGUCGAUUGUCCUCGCAUGCCCUUAUGCAUUCAUGCCAUGCAAAAAUUGUCAUUCAUGGAGACUUUACUUUGCUAGUACUUCUGAUCAAUUUCAGAUCUCGUUCCACUCCAUUCCCGCUUAGUCAAAGUGCGUCCAAUGGAGUUAUGCUUCAGCCACAUCAUUCCCGUCGAAAGUGGACGCGUUUUUAGACCAUUUGGCCUGACAACGCCUGACAGUUUUUCCCCCUUGGGCAGCUGAAUUCAAUCCGCUUACCCUGCAGGAGUGUGGAGCUUACGUCUUUGAUAAAUUCCAAACACGAUUGGUACAAUACCCGCUUCAAUCAAGCUUCAAUUGAGAAAAAAAUGGUAAAUUUCCGCAAAUGGGCUGCUAUAACGCCCGCUACAUGUGUCAACAUUUCAAUCGUGUCCCAUCGUGUCCAAGUCGAGCUCUUGGGAUGCUUUUUUCUUGGAGCAACAUUGCA
Messenger RNA from Suillus plorans, 1794 nucleotides. Its product is annotated as ribosomal protein L4 domain-containing protein. The transcript is spliced from 6 exons. Bases 115 to 1455 code for a protein of 446 amino acids. Gene Ontology annotation, molecular function: structural constituent of ribosome; RNA binding. Gene Ontology annotation, biological process: translation. The record is from RefSeq and is a predicted model, not a curated record. NCBI's taxonomy places the organism in Eukaryota, Fungi, Basidiomycota, Agaricomycetes, Boletales, Suillaceae. Gene Ontology annotation, cellular component: ribosome; cytosolic large ribosomal subunit.